Molecule: messenger RNA, 2330 nt
Organism: Sorghum bicolor (sorghum)
Lineage: Eukaryota; Viridiplantae; Streptophyta; Magnoliopsida; Poales; Poaceae
Product: E3 ubiquitin-protein ligase RGLG2-like
Exons: 12
Coding region: 662-2005 (447 amino acids)
Source: RefSeq, a predicted model, not a curated record
GCGUCGUUUUCCCCGCAGCGGGGUCAGAGAGACUCGGCGGACAAGAAACCACCCCACCCACCUUCCGCCGCCGCAAUACUCUACUGCAUUGCAUUGCCUCCGGCUUGAGCAAUUGACUUGACCUCACUUCCCCGUGGGCUUUUCCUCCGAUUAUAGAAGUAAUCUAUCCGCUGCGGGGUGCGGUGUGAUUGCCCCCUUCUCCCUCGCUUCAUCCAGUGCGCUGCCCACCUCACUCCCGUCGUCCUCUUCCUCCUCCCGGACCUCGUCGCGGAGCGGAGCGGAGCGGAGGCGCGCGUUCCUGGACGCCACGGGAGUACGGGACAAGAGCGGAGGUGAGUGAGCCCGAGCCCGAGCCCCACGUGGAUUGCUGAUUCGGUGGUCGGAUCUUGUGGAGUAGCCCCCUGGUUUUUCUUGUUACGAGGUCCCGAUAUCUCACGCCAGCAGUUUGUUUGUCCUCAUCCAAUCCACCCAACCUCCCUGGCCUGAUCCCCUCCCCAGUGCCCACUUCUCUCAUCCCCUCCGGCAUCAUCUCUUCUUCUUUCCUCUUGGCUACUAGGACGCCGAAUUCUCGGUUGGCUUAGGCGGUUUGUGGAUCAAAUCGAGUCUGGUGAAGUGGAAGCUCAUCUGGGUAUUGGAGUCAUCCAAAGGUACAAGCUGAGGAAUGGGGCAAAAGGACUCCAAGCCUUCAUAUGGAUAUGGAUACUCUUAUGAUUACGGCAGUACUUCGUCAGGAUAUAACUCGAGAAAUACUGGAAAUACGUCCUCCGGUUAUAGCGCGAGGUAUGCGCCUUCUUCAGAGAACAAUGUACAGCCAGAAACAACCGCAAGGUUGCAGAGGAAGUAUUCCAGGAUUGGGGAUGACUAUCGUUCUUUGAGUCAGGUGACUGAAGCUUUGGCACAAGCAGGUCUUGAAUCUUCAAAUCUUAUCGUAGGCAUUGAUUUUACAAAGAGCAAUGAAUGGACAGGUAAAAUUUCCUUCAAUCGUCGCUGCCUGCAUGAUAUUGGAAACACUCCAAACCCAUAUGAGCAAGCUAUAUCUAUUAUUGGAAGGACACUUUCAGCAUUUGAUGAAGAUAAUUUGAUUCCCUGCUUUGGAUUUGGCGACGCAUCAACUCAUGAUCAGGAGGUAUUCAGCUUUUACCCAGAGAACCGCCCAUGCAACGGAUUUGAAGAGGCGCUAGACAGAUACAGAGAAAUUGUUCCAACUCUUCGAUUAGCAGGUCCUACAUCUUUCGCUCCAAUAAUUGAGACAGCAGUUGGAAUUGUUGACAGCACUGGUGGUCAAUAUCAUGUUCUUCUGAUAAUUGCAGAUGGACAGGUCACCCGAAGCGUCGAUACACAAUCUGGACAAUUAAGUCCACAGGAGCGGGCUACUAUUGAUGCAAUAGUAAGAGCGAGCCAGUUCCCCUUGUCAAUUGUUCUUGUUGGGGUUGGUGAUGGACCAUGGGACAUGAUGCACCAGUUUGAUGACAAUAUACCUGCUCGGUCAUUUGACAAUUUCCAGUUUGUGAAUUUCACGGAGAUUAUGUCAAAGAGUGUAGCAGCUGACAGAAAGGAGGCAGAAUUUGCAUUGUCAGCACUGAUGGAAAUCCCUACACAGUACAAAGCAACACUUGAUCUCCAACUCUUAGGCCGCCGCCAAAGAAUAACUCCAAGAAUUGCUCUGCCACCACCAAUAAGGAAUGCUUAUUCACGGUCUACUAGCUUUAGCCAACAGUCUGGUGUUUAUUCACGAUCAAGUAGCUUUGACCAACAGACAAGUGGUUUUCAACAACGUUCGGAGAGCUUGAAACAGCAGCAGCCUGCAGCCCCAAAGAGACCUGACACUGACACUUAUGCAUCAGAAAGAGCUUUAGAGGACAGAAUUCUGUGCCCCAUCUGCAUGUAUAAAUCGAAGGACCUUGCAUUUGGAUGUGGACAUCAGACUUGCUAUGAAUGCGGGAAGAAUUUGGAGCGCUGCCCUCUAUGCCAGCAGCACAUAACCACAAGGAUCAGGCUCUACUGAUUUGAAACCUAUGGAUUGGAAAAUGUUGGAACAGACUCCCUUGCAAAAUGUUCAGAACCAGCUUUGUUGCUAUUGUGCUUCAUUUUGUAAUUGGUAUGUUAGUCUUACUGCACUGGCAUAUAAGAACGCCAAUUAGUUAUAGUGCUGGUGUCACUGUCUCAGUAGUUAUGCCAAAAGAAAGCGCACCAGAAAAUAAUGUACAUAUUUCCCCUCCUUUUCCUUUGUGUCUUUUGUUGUUAAGUAAAUAAGUUUAACAGCAGGAAAGUUCUGGAUGAGAUGAUGAAUAUUGUGAAGCAAAAAUAUUGCCCAUUUCUGAGCUCUGGAA